CUUUUUAAAUCUUUGUUCAGAUUUAUAAACAUACCCAAGCAUUGAAAAUGGAUUACGAAGUUUGUAAUUUGUUACAAUCGUGGGGAUUAGGAAGCUAUACUAACCUAUUCAGAGCUAAUUCCAUCACAUACACGACUAUGAUGUCACUUGGUACUGCUGAAAUAAGGGAACUAUUUCCAAUUAUGGGACAUCGGGUUAUUUUUCAACGAAACUUGGAUAAUUUGCGAAAUAUAAGACAACCUAAUGUUUUAGUUUAUGAGACUCCAAAUAUUUAUGUUGGAGGCUUUCAGGAACCCAGCAAUACAUAUUUUGUGUCAAAUGGAUAUGUUGAAGAUGAUUCAGAUGCGGUAUUGUUUUUCUAACAUAAAUUUAAGCUCAACUUAAUUUUCUUAUUCAUUACUUAUUAUUUUAUGCCUAAAUUUAAUUUAUACGACUUUUUCUUUAAAAAGUUAACACAAAUA
Eupeodes corollae is the source of this 461-nucleotide messenger RNA. RefSeq lists its product as uncharacterized. The record is from RefSeq and is a predicted model, not a curated record. The transcript has 4 exons. Bases 48 to 362 code for a protein of 104 amino acids. NCBI's taxonomy places the organism in Eukaryota, Metazoa, Arthropoda, Insecta, Diptera, Syrphidae.